UUGGAGUGGAGGUUUCUACACUGGCUGAGCUAGCACAAGGACAUAGACUGAGAGCAUGGUUUGCUACAGUUGAUCAAGAAGGCUCGGCAUCAGAGUUGGAUUUGCUUUCAAGCGACUACGGGCUGACGGUGCUUCCAGCUUUGCUUGUUCAGCACUCCUCCAUGAACGAACAAGCUGUGUUCCACGGGCCUUUCCAAGGGGAGGGCUUGGCCUCGUUCGUGAGGCAUAACCUCUUGCCUCCGGUGACAACCUUGACGUAUGACAACUUGGAGCUUGUUAAGGCGGAUGGGAGGCCAGUUGUCUUGGCCAUUGUUACAGGUGCUGGAGUUUUCAACCACAUGAAAGAACUGGCUCGGGAGCACCCCGAGAUGCUUUUUGCACUGCUCAACUCUUCCUCUCCUCUCGCUGACAUCUUUUACGCAUCAAAAGUGCUUGUUUGGGACGGCAAGACGUAUUUCUACACGCGCUUGCAUGCGGAGGUAUCGGAGAAUGAAGUGGAAAUGGGUGGGCAGAUAUCGGCUUUGGUGGAGGAUUUCAAAAACAACAAAGUCAAGAGAAGUAUCAUUAAACAGCCUUCAUUCAUGGAACAACUGAUGGGCUUCAUUGGACAGAACGUCUUGUACAUUGUCUUGUUCUUUGUAACCAUUGUGGUGUUUCUACAGAGCAUGGACUGGGCUCAACCUGGAGCUGCCCGUCAUUGAUAGCUAUGCAGUGAGUUUUGAUUGGGACUACUCUACUCUAUAUAUGAAGUGUUGAAAUGGGAAGCCAGGACCUUUCCGUGCAUUUGAUUUUUUCCGAACUUCGUGUUGACUUGAGCGAAGUAGAACAGAAAGUGCUGAACUUUGUCCGGCUGGCAAGGCGUGUUCUUGAGGAGGUUCAAAAAAGAAACUGGCUCGAGGCUCAGAAUGUUCAAUUCAGCCUCGAUCUGGUUUCCGAGGCUGAGUAUCACUUAGGAUUCGUAGCCAAGGUACACUCCAAUCCUUGGCUAUUCAGUACACACAUUCUGAGGCGAGCGAUCGAAAGGUACGAGUAUUGUUGGCUUCCAUUGGCAAAUUCUUCGUCAGAGCUGAUCCCGCCUCUCGAUUGUGCGUUAAUCUGGCAUUGCCAUCGACUGAAACCUGUUCAGUAUGCCAGCGACUGCAGAAAGCUGUUUGGAAAAGUUAUCGAUGCACGUCUUAAACGUAACAACUCUAUGGAGCACUAUCGUAAAAGCAGGGAUGCUUGGACAUCAUUAUAUCCGGAUGAACCUUAUAAUCUUCGUGAACUCAAGUCCACAUGCAGCUCACGCUACUCAUCCGGGAAAUCAAUGAUUUUGUACAACCUUGUGGAUGCAGUUAAAAGACAGAAAUCAUUUAUUUACCAGGUUUUGAUGUUUUAUCACUUUUUCUAUCCAGGCAAACACCUUUCUUCGUUUCAGGUCUCCGCACCUCAUUAUCAGGACAGAGGAUUCUUGCGCGACGCAGAGAAGCGUUAUAAAGGGUUUCUGCAUCUGAAAAGAACUCAGGGAGAGGAUAAGUUUUUCGUUCCUACUUAUGACAUCGACUUGAUGUGGCACACGCAUCAACUUUGUUCCGUCAAGUAUGAGUGCGACAUGGUGGGAGUGCUGGGAAGAGAUUUGGAACACGACGAUUCUGUCAACAACAGAGAAGUUGGAGGAAAGCUCGACGUGGGAUAUACACAAACUCGUUCUCUGUGGGAAGAGACGUAUGGACUUGCGUAUGAGAAAGCAGGUUGCAUGUACAGAGGUGAACCACCGUUACCCCUAACGCUCAUAAGUACCACCUCCGUCCGUGUCUUAGGAUCAAGUCUUGCCGAGUGCUCGAAGUCCUGGGCUCAUCUUCGAGCAACGCUGGCCAAGAGAAAGAUUUUUCAGGUGCACAUGUCUGUCCGGGAAGUUGAGAGUUACGCAGAACCCAGAGAGUUCAACCAUUUGCUUGCCAUUUCACCACUAAAUUCUCUAUUAGCAUCAUCGUUCAAAUUUCACGAUUUUAACUCUUCAAAGAAAAUCUGGGACUUUGAAACUGAUUUAUCAACCCAAGGUGUUAUCCUGGAGCUCAAGCCUUACAGCGGCUCCUAUACGGUGCUGGGACAUCUGAGAAUAACUUGGCAACAGGUUAUGAUGUCGGAGAUGCACUCGAUCAGUGGCUGGUUUCCUCUACAAAACACAAGGAAGCCAACAUCUCUGCAACUCGUGGCUUCUAUGACUCCCCCUGUGACUGGCCAAUUUCUCCUGAGAAGUGUGAAAACCAGAGAUACCAAAGAUGACAGAGGAGACAUAUGGUUGACAAACUGUAUCCUUGAUCAUACAAACUGUGAGUCGUAUGUUGUCCGCUACAAGCACGGUCAAGCGUCGUCCCUGAUAAAGAGAAAACCACCCAGAGCACAGAGGUUUGUUCACGUUCAUCAUGGUGUCCGGAAGUUUGUGCACGUCCAUCAUCGAAACAGUCUGUAUGUUCCAGACGUUUCUGGUGAGGUCAUCGGAUCAGCGUUUCCGCUUGAGAAAACAGCAAACUCCAGGAGCUGGUCUCUGCUAGAUGGCGCAGUAACUCUGACCAUCUCCAGAUAUCGAAAGGAAUCGAAGUGGUGGCCGCAGUUUGAUGUGAGGACAAGAUUAGAUUGUCCGGACUUUGUUCUAGUACCAGGUCGUAAGCCUCAACUUGGUUUUUUGUAUGAUCCGGGCUUUGUGACGAUGGUGAGAUAUACACGAGACGAGCCCGAAGGCAUUGCAACCGCUCUUUUCGACUUGGACGUGGGUCACAUGCAGAUUGAUCGUUACGAGAAUGUGCUCCUGGUGUUGCUUCUGUCGACGACUGUAUCCAUCUCACUCAAAGAGCUAGGACUCAAGUUGAAGCACAAGGCCACAUAUUAUGACAAUGGCUUCCAGCGUACUCGGGCUUCAAACGUGCACUACACAGGCUUAGGAGUGUGGGAUACUUCUAGCAGCUAUGCUGACGGGGAUGGUGGGGGUGGUGGUGAUGGUGGCGAUGGAGGGGGUUGCGGUGGCUGCGGUGGCUGUGGCGGCUGUGGUGGCUAGUUCUAAAUUCUACAAAUAAGCUUGAGGUUCGAGCCACGAAAAUAAAAAUAAAAAUAUCGUG
Selaginella moellendorffii is the source of this 3095-nucleotide messenger RNA. RefSeq names its product glycine-rich domain-containing protein 1-like. NCBI's taxonomy places the organism in Eukaryota, Viridiplantae, Streptophyta, Lycopodiopsida, Selaginellales, Selaginellaceae. The coding region runs from base 758 to 3034 and encodes 758 amino acids. The record is from RefSeq and is a predicted model, not a curated record. The transcript has 12 exons.